GCUCCCGGCCGGCCGGUGGCUCUUCCCCUGCCCGAGGGAGAGGCAACUGCAAGCGGCGGGGCUGAGGCGGGGGCGACGCCUUUGCUGGGAGAGGGGGCCCAUGGCUUCUACCACCGGCCUGCUGAAGAGAGUCGCCAGGGAGGGUUGGGCAGUGCUGGUGGCUCGAACUGGCCUCCGGGGCAUUCAUCGUGUCAGCUCUCUACAAACCGAUGCACCCCCUGCCACACCUAUAGCAAGCAAAAGCUAUCUCCAUGGGGUGACAGAAAUUCCACUUCUUUCGAAAACUCUGGAUCAGUGCCUGGAGGAGACAACUCACCGGUGUCCUGAGCGAGAAGCCUUGGUGUUCCCUCUAGAAGGGAUUCGGAAGACGUUUGCGCAGUUCAGACAAGAUGUUGAACAGGCAGCACAAGGACUUCUGGCCCUUGGUUUGAAAAAGGGUGACCGGCUGGGAAUGUGGGGUCCCAACAAGUACGAAUGGGUCCUAAUGCAAUUUGCCACGGCGCAAGCAGGAAUCAUCCUGGUGUCUGUGAACCCAGCAUAUCAAUCCCAAGAGCUGGAGUUUGUGGUGAGAAAGGUUGGCUGCAAAGCACUGGUGUUCCCUACACAGUUCAAAUCACAGAAGUACUAUGAGAUCUUGAAGCAAGUGUGCCCUGAGCUGGAACAAUCUAAUCCGGGAGCAUUACAGAGCAAAAAUUUACCAGAGCUUUCUGUUGUAAUCACCUUGGACUCCAAGUUGCCUGGUGCAUUCUUAAUGAACGAUGUGAUGCAGGCUGGAGACAGCAGCCACAAGAAGCAACUAGAGGAAAUACAGAAGACGCUGGACUGCAAAGAACCUGUCAACAUCCAGUUCACUUCAGGAACAACAGGAAGCCCCAAAGGAGCUACCCUUUCUCACCACAACAUUGUGAACAAUGCAUUCCUCAUUGGAUUAAGACUGGGAGUUCAAGAUGGGAAUGCCCGCUGCUGCCUCCCUGUCCCUCUCUACCACUGCCUGGGGUCUGUGGCAGGCUGCGUGGUGAUGGCUAUUCAUGGCGUCUGUCUUGUCUUCCCGUCUCUAAGCUUUGAUGCAAAAGCAGCACUGAAGGCCCUGGACCAUGAAAAAUGUACCCAUGUUCUCGGCACUCCAACCAUGUUCAUAGAUAUGCUAGCUCAGCCUGACUUUGCCAGCUACAACCUUUCAGCUCUUCGGGGCGGAGUCAUUGCAGGUUCGACAGUUCCUCCUGAGGUCAUGAAGAAGAUCAUCAACAACAUGAACAUGCGGGAGAUAGUGGUUGCAUAUGGAACUACAGAGAAUAGCCCUGUCACCUUCAUGGGGUUCCCUCAAGACAACACUGCCCAGAAAACAGAGACUGUGGGAUGUAUUCUCCCACAUACAGAGGCAAAAAUUGAGAAUCCUGAGACAGGGGAAAUUAUCCCACUCAACAGCCCAGGAGAACUUCAGGUCCGUGGUUACUGCGUCAUGCUAGGGUACUGGGCAGACCCCAACAAAACCAAAGAAGUGAUGGAUGAUGAGAAAUGGUACAAGACCGGGGACAUCGCUAUUCUUGAUGAGUACGGCUACUGCAAGAUAGUAGGCCGCUGCAAAGACAUGAUCAUCCGAGGAGGAGAGAACAUAUACCCAGCAGAGCUCGAGCAAUUCCUACAUACCCAUCCUAAGAUUCAAGAGGUGCAGGUAGUUGGUGUGAAAGACGAGCGAAUGGGAGAGGAGAUCUGUGCCACCAUCAGAGUAAAAGCUGGAGAAGAGUGCACAGUAGAAGAAGUCAAGGCGUUUUGCAAAGGGAAGAUCGCUCACUUCAAGAUCCCUCGGUACGUAGUGUUUGUGAAGAAUUUCCCGCUCACCGUCUCGGGCAAGAUUCAGAAAUACAAACUGAGGGAGCGAAUGGAGAAGCAUCUUCAGCUUUGAACCCAACAACCCAACACAACCCAAAAUUAACAUUUCUUCUGCCAACUUUUAUACAGUACUUCAGCUUUCUAAGCCGUUAAGAGAGCUGGCAACCCCCAGCCUGCCUUAAGAUAGCAAUCACCAGCCUGCCUUAAGAUGCUUUAGUCAGGCCUACUUAAAAUAACACGGUGUUUUUUUCUAAUAAAUAAAAAAUCUGUUUCUUUGGCAGAGACAA
Lacerta agilis (Sand lizard) is the source of this 2117-nucleotide messenger RNA. RefSeq names its product acyl-CoA synthetase family member 2 (gene ACSF2). Bases 101 to 1903 code for a protein of 600 amino acids. The transcript is spliced from 16 exons. Gene Ontology annotation, biological process: fatty acid metabolic process. Gene Ontology annotation, molecular function: medium-chain fatty acid-CoA ligase activity. Lineage: Eukaryota; Metazoa; Chordata; Lepidosauria; Squamata; Lacertidae. The record is from RefSeq and is a predicted model, not a curated record.